UCGGACCACCGCAAUUACCCGGUUCGUUCUCAUCCCAGCGGCCCAUACACCAAUUGAAAAACCCUAGCUUUUGCGCCUUCCUUUCAUCCGCUCGCCACUUCUGCUGCUGCUUCUGCUGCUCACUGUUCUGCACCGUCAUGGCGUCGGAGAGGAAGCAGUCCAACCCGAUGAGGGAGAUCAAAGUCCAGAAGCUGGUCCUCAACAUCUCCGUCGGCGAGAGUGGCGAUCGCCUCACACGCGCCGCCAAGGUCUUGGAGCAACUCAGUAGCCAGAGUCCUGUCUUUUCCAAAGCGAGAUACACUGUGAGGUCAUUCGGGAUCAGGCGUAAUGAGAAGAUUGCUUGCUACGUCACGGUGAGGGGAGAGAAGGCGAUGCAGCUCCUCGAGAGUGGUCUGAAGGUGAAGGAAUAUGAGCUCUUGAGGAGGAACUUCAGUGACACUGGCUGUUUCGGGUUCGGCAUUCAGGAGCACAUCGAUCUUGGAAUCAAGUAUGACCCUUCAACCGGUAUUUAUGGGAUGGACUUCUAUGUGGUCUUGGAGCGCCCUGGAUAUCGUGUUGGUCGUAGGAGGAGAUGCAAAUCUCGUGUUGGAAUUCAGCACAGGGUUACAAAAGAGGAUGCAAUGAAAUGGUUCCAAGUUAAGUAUGAAGGUGUGAUCCUUAACAAGUCUCAAAACAUCACAGGCUAGGGUUCCCAUAUGUUGAAGGAUUUGCCAGAGUAUUUUAACUGUUUCGUACCUGGUAAUACUUUUGUAUUGGAAGCUAUAUAUCCUCUGUAGGGUUGUUUGAGAUGGAGUCUAGGAGGAGGUUCUGGUAAUUUACUGUUUGACUCUCAUGUAGACUACCUUUUGGUUUUUUCAUAUGCUUAGCAAAUGGUGUGGGUCA
This is a messenger RNA of Rhodamnia argentea, 882 nucleotides long. Its product is annotated as 60S ribosomal protein L11-1. NCBI's taxonomy places the organism in Eukaryota, Viridiplantae, Streptophyta, Magnoliopsida, Myrtales, Myrtaceae. Gene Ontology annotation, cellular component: ribosome; cytosolic large ribosomal subunit. Gene Ontology annotation, biological process: translation. Gene Ontology annotation, molecular function: RNA binding; structural constituent of ribosome. The transcript has 5 exons. The record is from RefSeq and is a predicted model, not a curated record. Bases 138 to 686 code for a protein of 182 amino acids.